UCGGCCAUUUGCCUUAUUUCUCUCCCAAAAGUAAUAAGAGUGUAUUGUCCUUCGAAUUUUGAAUUUUCACUUUACCAAUAAUUCUCAUCGCAUGUCAGAAAUUUAAAGAUCAUGGAUUGCUGCGACAACCCAAUGGCAAUGGGUCGGGUGUUUUGCCCUAAGCCUCGUAGGGUCGUGCCCCCCAAUACCAACAAGGCCGUGCUCCCUUUGAGAUUUCACAUACGUAAUGACGUCAUUGCGUUUGAUUCGAAACCUGGGGUUGAGUUUCUUGAGUUUAUCAUUCGUGAGGAUGGCUUUGAAGAAGAACCAUGUGCAACUGUAUCAUCAUCUCCCCCAUUUUUUAUUGGAUCUCCACCAUGCAGAAUUGGGAAUCCUUUGGUUCAAGAUGCCCAUUUCAGGGUCGAAAAGCUUACCACCACAGUUUCAUCUCCUUCUGAUUCAGAUUUAGUACCAUCAGCUCAUUCCAGAGUAAAGCUUGAGAACAAACAAGCAGCUUUAAGAGUUGAAGGUUUUGAUUCCCCAAGUUCCGGGGUCGUUGCCUUGGUAUAGCGCUCGUUAACAGCACAUAUGAAAUAGCUUUCGUCUUCAAGCCUACACAAAAAAGACACAAAAAGGGGCGGAAAAGACCUGAGAUCUUGCAGAUAAUUUAUAGCUUAUAUUGUAAAUAGAUGAAUUUUGAUGAAUAAUCCAUUUUCAGCAUGACUGACCAAAGGAAGUAUGCUGGGAAAUUUUGAUCGUUUAGAAGUUGAUGAGUUAAUACAAUUUGUGAAGAGUUUUGAGUU
Messenger RNA from Sesamum indicum (sesame), 782 nucleotides. RefSeq lists its product as uncharacterized. The record is from RefSeq and is a predicted model, not a curated record. Lineage: Eukaryota; Viridiplantae; Streptophyta; Magnoliopsida; Lamiales; Pedaliaceae.